GCUGUAGCUAACGCUAACUCAGUGUGCAACACGUUAGCUGUAUGUCUGCUAGCCUCAGUAAGCCUAGUAGAGAGAGUGACGUUCAGCACCGCGGACAGCUCCACGUCUAUAAGAACUAUAAACUUUUAACUCAUCGACAAUGGUAUAGAGUUCAGGCUUUGGUGCAGCUGCACCAUCCAUGAACUUUUCAACAAGGAUCACAGAAACCUCCACCAAUGGGUAUUCACCCUCGGAACUGACAGAUUAUGACGUAGACAGUCUACAGUUUGAACUGGCAAAGACGGAGGAUGAAAUUCAGACCUUGCGGCAGGUGCUUGUGGACAAAGAAAAACAUGCAGCAGACAUCCGGAGGCAGCUGGGUAUGAGUCCUCUGAGCAACGUCAAACAGAACCUGUCCAAAGGCUGGCAUGAAGUCCAGACCUCGGCUCCGUUUCUCACAGCCUCUGCCACUUUGGAGGAUGUGCGUCACUCUGAUGUGUAUGUAAGAACACGGGACGGUCUCUCUCAUGCUGGCCAGGUGACAUCUUCUGCGCUGUCCAACAUGGGUGUGGUCAUCGCCAGGAGAUUAGCAGAGAUGAGUGCUCUGCCUCUGCCCAGCCCAGCACGCACUCUGAGCCACACUAUGAGUGUCCCGACCAUGAGACACUCGUCUACUUUCAAGUCCUUUGAGGAGAUGGUUGGCAACGUAAAGGAUAAGGUGACGGGCGGUGGAGACACGUCUGGGUUUGAAAGAGGAUCCUCACGCCACAGCACAUGAGACGCUACACUACUAACUAAUUAUUUUUUCAUACCUUGUAAAGCUAACAAUGUCCUUGUCUACCGGUAUUUCUCACUUAAUACAUCAUUUAAUACAGGAAUUAUGAAUAGAACUAUAGAAACUAUGACAUUUGUAAUGUGAACUCAUUUAUCUCUAACUUAUGUCAUUUACAUUCUCAUUUUCGUGAUUUUCAGCAGUUUAUCUACAUUAAGAUGUGAGCAAAUUCUGAAGGACUGAUAUUAUUUACACACUAUGAUGUAAAUGCAACUGUUUUUGUACUUGUAUGGUUUUUAGUUAAAGUUAAUUAAAUUAAGUGUUUGUUGUUCAUUUUAGUCACGUAAAUAAAUACGAUUUUUCUAGUU
This is a messenger RNA of Solea senegalensis (Senegalese sole), 1119 nucleotides long. Its product is annotated as tumor protein D54-like. NCBI's taxonomy places the organism in Eukaryota, Metazoa, Chordata, Actinopteri, Pleuronectiformes, Soleidae. The record is from RefSeq and is a predicted model, not a curated record. Gene Ontology annotation, cellular component: cytoplasm. The transcript is spliced from 9 exons. The coding region runs from base 179 to 757 and encodes 192 amino acids.